CCUUUAUUGGUGCGAGUAGGUAGUACCUAGGGUAUAUUCAUUACGCCGAUUCUACAGAAACAGUUUACUCUAAACGGAAAACGUUUUGCAAGGAAAUAAGAGUUUCUAUUGGACAAAUUCAGGCAGGUCCCGUUCUUAUUAUACCUCAGCGGUAGGUCCCACCCCGUUUCGUUUGCUCCCGUUUGGCUCUUAAACUGUAAACGGUUUCCGGUGCAAGACGUAAUGAAUACACCCCUGUUGGUGUACAUCUCCCUCGACCAGUUUGUUAUUGUGGAAUCCUGUCACACAACCGGAGUCUCAAAGGUUUCGACUGAUUGAGCUUUUGCGUAAAGCGCCCAAACACUCCGCUCAUUCGACGCCAUGGACGUUGGUCAAGCAUGCCCCCCCGCCCCCACUCUCUCUCUUGACCCAGACAUCAACCUGAACUCCCCCAACAAGGGCCUGGGCCCUGCAGGAGGAGCAGACCCCGUGACUGACGUCCCCGUGGAGGGCGGAGCCAUGGGGGUAGGAUCCGUCAACACGCUGCCCCCAGGGCUCACAGAGGAGGAGGCAGAGGAGCUCCGCUCUGAGCUAGUCAAGGUGGAAGAGGAGAUCAACACCCUGAGACAGGUGCUCCUGGCCAAAGAGAAACAUUCUGCUGAUCUGAAGAGGAAGCUGGGCCUGAGCCCCCUCAACGAGCUCAAACAGAACCUCACCAAGGGAUGGCAGGACGUCCAGACUUCCAACGCAUUUCUUACAGCGUCUGCAACUUUGGAUGACAUUGCCCAAUCGGAAGCAUAUAAGAAGACUCAGGAGACCCUGUCUGUGGCAGGACAGAAGACCACCGCUGCCUUCUCCACCAUGGGAACUGCCCUCAGCAGGAAACUGGGAGACAUGAGGUUGUAUAAGUUUGUUUGGUGUGGCCACAACAACCCUCUUUCUGGUGAGAGUUAUUCCUGCCAGAUUUUGCUUUGACUUACCUAGCUCACCUGAUUCAGCUAGUCAGCUGUUCACCUGGGGCCUCAUUUAUAACCGUUGGGUAAAUUUGACACCAAAUAUCUGCAUGUGUCAUUUCUGAAAAGACUGUGUGCGAAAAUAUUGAUUUAUAAACUUGCCGUAUGCCAUACAACGUAUAUUUCCUGUUAUGAAUCAGACCUGUCGUUAAACUGUGCGUGCGUCAAGGUUUUUUUUUUGGUGACAAUCUGCUCAAUCGUCUCGUUUUUUGCUGUGUACUUAUUAGGACAAGACACAAUCUAAAGGAAAUAUGUCAGGAAUUGACAUAAAAAAAAAAUAAAAAUGAAAUGGAUGCCUAUUUCUAAUUAUUUUAGAAUGCAAAGAUAAUCAAUUUAUUUUUUUCGCUCAUCUCACUAACAUCAAAUUAUUGCAUGUUAUUAUAUUUAGUUUCCUUAAAUAAAUGUGUGUGUAUAUAUAUAUUAUAUAUUUUUUUUUAUGAAUAAUUCUCAUAUUCCUGCACAAGGCUAUUAUAGGCUGCUGUUGCCUUCUGGGAAUGCAAUACUUCAACCACUAGACACUGUGCAUAUGCAUGGUCUAAAGUUUGCGGGAGGAUAAGCACAUGCUCACGUCAAGUUCCGUUUUUAUACAGUACCAGUCAAAAGUUUGGACACUACUCAUUCAAGGGUUUGUCUUUUAUUUUUAAUAUUUUU
Messenger RNA from Coregonus clupeaformis (lake whitefish), 1643 nucleotides. Its product is annotated as tumor protein D54. Lineage: Eukaryota; Metazoa; Chordata; Actinopteri; Salmoniformes; Salmonidae. Gene Ontology annotation, cellular component: cytoplasm. The transcript has 6 exons. The record is from RefSeq and is a predicted model, not a curated record. The coding region runs from base 361 to 954 and encodes 197 amino acids.